AUACAGAAGUUCUUUUUGGCCUGUUAGGAUUUGGAAACAAAAAUUAAGGCAUUGAAAAGACAGCAACAAAAAGCUCGUAGAAAAUCAAAAAAGAUCAUUUUGGCUCUUCAGAAAAAAAAUGAAAACACUUCUGAUAGUGAACACUCCUCCAGAGAACUUGAAUCAGACUACUCAUCAGACGACUCAGGAAAUAUGCUGAAUGUUGUGGAGCAGCAUCUAAAUGAAGACUUGCAAGAACAGUAUGAUUCAGAAUCACAACAGAAUACCAUAAUUAAUAUGCAAGAUCAAGUGCUAUGGUAUGAAAUUGAUAGACUAAAUGAUUCCAUGGAUGUUACCAGUGAAAGUAACUCAGAGCUAGCUUUGUCUCUGGAGAAAAAGCUGUCUGAGUGGGCAAUGAAAUUCAACAUCUCCAUGACCUCUCUCACUCAUUUGCUUAAGAUUUUGAAGGAACAUGACAUUGAUGUUCCAGCAGACGGACGAACACUAUUGAAAACACCUCGUUCUGGCAGUUUGAGAAUAACAGAAAAAUCAGGUGGCAAAUACACAUAUUUUGGAUUAAAGGAAGGUCUUACGCAUACUCUGUCUGAGCAAGACACUUCAAAAUACGACCACUUUGAGAUUUCUUUGAAUAUUGAUGGCCUACCCAUUUUCAAGUCCAAAAACCUCACAAUGUGGCCACUUCAGUGUGCUGUCAUCAACAUUGAUGAAGUGAAAAACAGUCCUUUUGUUGUUGCUCUGUUUUCUGGAGCAAAGAAACCAAAUGAUUUGGAGUUUUUGAGGGAUUUUAUGGAGGAGCUGCAAGAACUGAUGGAAACAGGCUUUAAAGGGAAGAGAAUUGUCCUCAAAAACAUCAUAUGUGAUGCACCAGCACGAGCCCUCAUCAAAGGAAUAGUUCAGUUUAAUGGCCGCUAUGGCUGUGACUUUUGUGAUGUAAAGGGAGUUCAUGAGAGCAAAAUGCUUUUUUUGUAUAAAGGAAAUCUCAGAACCAAUGAGUCAUUUAGACAGAAGACAAAUCCUGAACAUCACAAAACAGAUAGCAUUCUUUUGAAUCUGGACAUUGAUAUGAUCAGGCAGUUCCCAAUAGAUCCCAUGCAUUGUGUAGAUCUAGGAGUGACUAAGCGAAUGUUGAUGCUGUGGAAAGAAGGACCUUUGGCCCAUAGAUUAUCAGCUGGACAUCUUAGCACCAUUACUUAUUUUCAUCAAGCUGUCCGACAUCACAUACCUCCUGAAUUCAAUAGGAAACCCAGGGGGUUAGAUGAACUGAAGCACUGGAAAGCAACUGAAUUCCGAACAUUUUUGCUUUAUACUGGACCAGUGAUUUUGAAAUAUGUUCUCGAUAAGGAGAAGUAUAUUCACUUCCUUUCACUUAGUAUUGGAAUGCGCAUCUUGUACAGUGAAAACCUAAUGGAGCAUCAUGAUUAUGCAGAUGAGCUGUUAACAUAUUUUGUUGAAAAAGGUAGCAGCCUGUAUAGCAUGAGUUUCAUCUCAUAUAAUGUGCAUUGCUUGCUACAUCUCACUGAUGUUGCAAAUUACAACAGAUCAUUACACUAUUGUUCAGCGUACAAGUUUGAGAACAAUAUGGGUCAAAUCAAGAGGUUUAUCCGCGGUUCAAGUGAUCAUGUUACAGAAUGACCAAUGAUAGCUACUGCCUUAUACAUGGAGUUCAAGAAAAUCUGAUUUUUUGUGAGGUUUUUUGCAGAAUGGAACCUUUGUACACUAAGCCAUGUGACCCCAGAAUAAUUGGCAUAUUCAAAGGAUUUAGGAAUCACACUAAAAUGUUACAUACUGACACCACUCAACUGAGACAUAAAGCAAUCAUGAUACCUUUGUCAUUGAUUGAUAAAGAUGAAUACAAUGCGGUAGCGCUUAUACCGCUCAUGCAUUCAGUUUGAUUAGUAAGUCAAGUAAGUCAGUAAGGCAGGGUUUUUGCCUUUUUUAUUGCAUGUUAUCCUGAUUUUGAUCCAAAGACUAUGAAUAAUGUGUGUGCGUGUGUGUGUGUGUGCGUGUGCGUGUGCGUGCGUAUUUCAGUAUCGAAUUUGUUUAUUCGGUGAUGGACAGACAUCUGUUGUACCAAUCAGUUGGAUUUUUGAUGACAAUGGAACAUUGAAGUGUCGAUGGACAUCAUCACUCUCAAACAUUAAAAACAAUUCUCCACCAAACCCUAACUCAGUGGUUCUCAACCUUUUUUGGGCCAACGCCCCCCUGUCCAUUAUCCAGGUCCUUUACCGCCCCCCAAACACCAUUAGCCUACAUCAUGAAUCCAUUUUCCAAACCGUGUUUUUGUCUUAUCCUG
Megalobrama amblycephala (Wuchang bream) is the source of this 2293-nucleotide messenger RNA. RefSeq lists its product as uncharacterized. Lineage: Eukaryota; Metazoa; Chordata; Actinopteri; Cypriniformes; Xenocyprididae. The transcript has 2 exons. Bases 193 to 1632 code for a protein of 479 amino acids. The record is from RefSeq and is a predicted model, not a curated record.